Messenger RNA from Amoebophrya sp. A120, 1114 nucleotides. The record is from the annotation of a GenBank genome assembly. Lineage: Eukaryota; Dinophyceae; Syndiniales; Amoebophryaceae.
GGCUCAGCCGGAAGAUUUUGCAAGGCGUGAUUGAUGGAACGGCCUAUGGCGCGGAUUGAAAAACUCAUCAAAUGUGUUGAGUUCCAUACGCUUUCUCAAAGGCGGCUUUGCCUCUGUUAAGAGAUGCUUGUUCUUUUCACUGCGCGACAGCAGGAAUUUUCUUGGAAGCCAUAAAAGCGUCCGAUUGGAUUGAGUUAGAGUUGUCUUUCCAUAAAAAUGGCAACUACCAGUACUGGUUUUGUGAGAGAGACACGAGUCGCUGGAGCGGAGCUUUUAGCUCAAACCGGUAGUAUCUGUAUCGCGCACACAGAUUCGUAAUUCUGCACAGAAACACCAAUACGUAUACGAUUCAGCAUAUUUCUAUACUGUUUUUUCAAGCGAGCCUAGUUGUUCGGAUUCCGAAACUAUCCUACAAAACGAACAUGGGGAAAGGCAAAGGCGGUAAGGGCAAGAAGAGGAAGAGCAGUGAUGACGACAGCGACGAGGACGAUGGGCCGUACUUUUCGACGGAGGAUCCGGGCUAUGUCAAUCCGCAGACGGGUCACCUGAAGCCGCUUCUGUACCUCGAGAUUCUGGGCGCUCUGGUCGUGGUUGGAAUCAUCACGAUCCUCGCUAGUGGCUACUUCUUCCAGACCGGCGGGGCGUGCGAACCAAAAAAGAAGGUUCCCUGCGAGCACCUGAGGCCAGUAAGCCAAGUUACCUGUGACGUUCCCGGAAGUCCCGAGGGGAAAAAAAUGGUGCAGGCCACCAGCUGUUCAAAUGGCGACACAGGUACUUAUUUUUUUUUGCCUUCUGCCUACUUUACGAAUACGAGCGCACCAAAAGUGACAGAGCUGCCAGCAGUUCCGUUGAAUUGAAAAGCAGCAUCCCAUCAGCUCCAUUUUUAUUUGAUUGCGUCGUGUGCAUUUUUUUUUUCCAACAUUGCUGCAAUACUAUUCAGUGCGAACUCGGUGUCGGUCUUCCACAAUCACAAAUUUUCCUUACAGGUAUCUACUUCGUGUGUACAGCGGGGACCUACAAUAUGUGUGGUGCGGACAAACUCAAUUUAAAGCUUGUAGACGAUGAUGCGCAGACAGGCAAAGGCGUCUCAAAAGAAGAAUUUAAAAGCAGAUGA